This is a messenger RNA of Panicum virgatum (switchgrass), 2017 nucleotides long. Its product is annotated as probable polygalacturonase. Lineage: Eukaryota; Viridiplantae; Streptophyta; Magnoliopsida; Poales; Poaceae. Bases 413 to 1750 code for a protein of 445 amino acids. Gene Ontology annotation, biological process: carbohydrate metabolic process. The record is from RefSeq and is a predicted model, not a curated record. The transcript has 4 exons. Gene Ontology annotation, molecular function: polygalacturonase activity.
CAUAAAGUUGCACUGCAUGCCAGAACAGAGCAGGGCUCUCUUCACAAGACACACAUUCCUCUAAUCCCCUCCCCUCUCCUCAGUCCCUCGCUCACUGAAAGCUGAAGAAAGUAGCUGGCCACUCCCUCGUGCAUGCCACCAGCCACCCCCCACCCCUUCCCCUGGACGCAUCUGCUUGGCGACGCCCGCGCCCUCCUUGGAUUCUUGCACUUGGAGCUUCCCUUCUUCUACCUCCCGGCGUUCUCAUCGCCCAGCCGAUCGAGAGCGAGAUCUGCAUCGCUAGCUCGUCCCGGCCCGGCGCUUUCCUAGGGAUCGCCACGCGCAGGGGGGGGGGGGGGAGCGAAAAAGCCCUUCUUGGAGCCCUCUGCUUGGCCUCUCCCUCUCUCGUGUUGCAAAGCUGCAGGCGGGCAGCAUGGCCGCACCGCCGCUGCUGCUGCUGGUAGGCGCGCUGGCAUUGCUAGCCCAGGAGCAGGUGGCGCGGUGCGACGCCGCGGCGACGUGCGUCGGCGUGGCCCCGGCGAAGCGCCGGCCCGAGGUGGUGUCCAUCGCGGACUUCGGCGGCGUGGGCGACGGCCGGACGCUCAACACGUGGGCGUUCCGCAAGGCAGUGUACCGCAUCCAGCACCGGCGGCGGCGCGGCGGCACCGAGCUGCGCGUGCCGGCGGGGACGUGGCUCACCGGCAGCUUCAACCUCACCAGCCACAUGACGCUCUUCAUCGCCAGGGGCGCCGUGCUCAAGGCCACGCGGGACGCCGCGGGGUGGCCGCUGGUGGAGCCGCUGCCGUCGUACGGACGGGGGCGGGAGCUGCCGGGGCCGAGGUACGCCAGCUUCAUCAACGGCAACGGCCUCCGCGACGUCGUCAUCACAGGUGACAAGGGAGUCAUCGACGGGCAAGGUGAGGUGUGGUGGAACAUGUGGAGGCAGAGGACUCUUCAGCACACCAGGCCCAACCUUGUGGAGUUCAUGCAUUCCACUGGCAUUCACAUCUCCAACAUCGUCCUCAAGAACUCACCCUUCUGGAACAUCCAUCCUGUUUACUGCGACAAUGUGGUCGUGACCAACAUGAUGAUCUUGGCACCACACGACUCCCCAAACACAGAUGGAGUCGACCCAGAUUCCAGCACCAACGUGUGCAUCGAGGACUCGUACAUCUCAACCGGCGACGACCUCGUGGCGAUCAAGAGCGGCUGGGACGAGUACGGGAUCGCCUACGGGCGGCCGAGCUCCGGCAUCACCAUCCGCCGCGUGCGGGGCUCGUCCCCGUUCAGCGGCAUCGCCAUCGGCAGCGAGGCCUCCGGCGGCGUGCGCGACGUCCUCGUGGAGGACUGCAGCAUCUUCAACAGCGGCUACGGCAUCCACAUCAAGACCAACGUCGGCCGCGGCGGCUACAUCCGGAACGUCACCGUCGACAACGUGCGCAUGAGCGGCGUGCGCAGCGGCGUCCGCAUCGCCGGCGACGUCGGCGACCACCCCGACGGCCGGUUCAGCCAGCUCGCCGUGCCGACGGUGGACGCCGUGCGGAUCCGGAACGUGUGGGGCGUCGGCGUCCAGCAGCCGGGGUCCCUGGAGGGGAUCAGGAACUCGCCGUUCACGCGGAUCUGCCUCUCCAACGUCAAGCUCUUCGGGUGGAGGAGCGGCGCGGCGUGGAGGUGCCGGGACGUGCGCGGCGGCGCGCUUGGGGUGCACCCGUCGCCGUGCGCCGAGCUCGCCACCAGCUUCGCGUCGGCUGCAGGGUCCUGCAGCUAUUAGUGCUUAACCCGGCUGGCAGGAUGCUGAAUCUCUGCUCUGUUUUUCUUUAGCUUGGGCUUGUGUUUUAGUUGUGUUAGAGAUUCAUGUCCUGGGAUCACCUUAUUAGGCUUUCUGCUAAUUGUUCAGGGAACCUUAGAUAUAAUUUGGUAGUAGUAUAAUGCUCAGCUGCUGUGUGCUUAAUCUGAUGCCAAGUGCAAACAUGUGUCGUGAACUGAUGGUAAGUUACUCUGAAUGAUUAAGGAAACCUUGGGUGGGAGCUUAACCUCA